AUGCAGUCCAACAUCCUCACCGUCCUCUCUUUCGUCGCCGCCGUCUCGGCCCACGGCAAGGUCACCUCGCCCACUCCCCGCCCCGCCGGUGAUGCCUUCAAGGAGGCCUGCGGCACCACCAUGUGGAACACCGAGCAGUCCGACCCGUACGGCAACAUCCAGGGCCUCGCCCAGCAGGCCGGCAACAGCCUCGACUCCUCCAAGUGCGAGCUCGCUCUCUGCAAGGGCUACAAGUUCGCCGACAACUCUGCCAACAUCCAGAGCUACACCCCCGGCCAGACCGUCGACUUCAAGGUCGAGAUCCGCGCUCCCCACACCGGUGUCGCCAACGUCUCCGUCGUCGACACCACCAGCAACUCCAUCAUCGGAUCUCCCCUGAUCUCCUUCACCAACUACGCCUCCACCAAGACCGGUGUCGCUGCCAACAACACCGCCUUCAGCGUCACCCUCCCCGACUCCCUCCCCUCCAACUGCGGCACCGCCGGCAACUGCGUUCUCCAGUGGUGGUGGGACUCUGCUGAGGCCGGCCAGACUUACAUGUCCUGUGUCGACUUCACCUCCGGUUCCGGCUCUGGCACUGGCUCUGGCUCUGGCUCUGCUACCCCCUCUGCCGCUCCCACCACCCUCGUGACCUCGGCCGUUGCCUCCGCUACUCCCUCCACCCCUGCCUCCGCUACUCCCUCCACCCCUGCCUCUGGCAGCUCCGACCAGGCCGCCGACCCCGUCUCCGCCACUCCCUCCGCUACCCCCUCUUCUUCCGCCCCUUGCAAGCGCAACGCCAAGCGGGCUCUUCGCAAGCGCUUCUAA
Colletotrichum lupini is the source of this 807-nucleotide messenger RNA. RefSeq lists its product as uncharacterized. Lineage: Eukaryota; Fungi; Ascomycota; Sordariomycetes; Glomerellales; Glomerellaceae. The record is from RefSeq and is a predicted model, not a curated record. The transcript has 2 exons. Bases 1 to 807 code for a protein of 268 amino acids.